Messenger RNA from Ruditapes philippinarum (Manila clam), 717 nucleotides. Its product is annotated as teneurin-3-like. Lineage: Eukaryota; Metazoa; Mollusca; Bivalvia; Venerida; Veneridae. The record is from RefSeq and is a predicted model, not a curated record.
GUUCAAUUACGACGCUACCUUGUCGCAAACCGUCUACAGGCUUCUAAGUAUUAUCUGAUUACAAAAUCAGUGCAACAAUGGUUCCUCUACUCCAAGUGUCUGUUUUAAUUAUAUUCCUACACUUUGAACAGUGCACCGCUCCUGGCAGCCAUGGGCUUGAGACUUGUGAACAUCACUGUAGUGAACAUGGACAUUGUGUAAAAGUGCAUGCUUCGACUUACAAGUGCCAAUGUCACCAUGGAUGGGAAGGGACUGACUGUUCGCACGAAAUAAUUGCUUCCGGUGCAUACUCUCUUUCUGAGUGCCAUGCAAAAUGCAGUAGCCAUGGACACUGUGUACAUCAUCAUACUGGUCAUGGGUAUAUUUGUCAAUGUGACUCAGGAUGGCACGGCUCGCACUGUACACUGGAAAAUACAACGUCCACGUCUCAACUUCAAGACCAUUGUCAAGGACACUGUGGCAGCCAUGGGAAGUGUGUACAAUAUAAUCUUCAUACUAGUCUCUUUGGUAUUUCUACUAGGUAUAGUUGUCAGUGUGAGGCAGGUUGGCAUGGAACUCACUGUACCAUGCAAUAUUCAUCAAGCGGCACAGUGCAGUGUCACAAUACGUAUUGCGUGCACGGAGUUUGCGAGCAUGGACAUUAUAGCUUCAGCUCAGAUCAUUGUAACUGUAAUCAUGGAUGGCAAGGUCGGCAUUGUGAUCAACAAAUAACAACAG